AUGUCAUCCGUUAAGGUGGCAGUGCGAGUUCGGCCCUUCAACGACAGGGAGAAAAACAUGAAUGCUCUCCUGUGCAUAUCCAUGGAAGGACAAAGCACCACAAUUGAAAACAAUGAUGGAGGAAGGAAUGCAACCAGAACGUUUUCUUUCGAUUACUCAUAUUGGUCCCAUGAUGGGUUUGAGGUGGAGAAUUCGGGAUAUUGUAGGCCCACCUUGGCAAAGUAUGCAGACCAGCAGAGAGUGUACCAAGACAUAGGGAAGGACGUCCUAAACAAUGCCUUCGAGGGCUAUAAUGCGUGCCUGUUCGCCUAUGGCCAAACGGGUUCUGGAAAGAGCUAUUCCAUGGUUGGGUACGGUGCCAAUAAAGGUAUCAUCGUCCGUGCCUGUGAAGAAAUAUUUCAGCGGAUAGAGCAAAAUAUCUACCCAAAUAUCAGAGGUGAAGUUUCAGUCAGUAUGCUGGAGAUAUACAAUGAACAAGUGCAAGACCUGCUUCAGCCAAUGGAAAAGAGACCUAAAGGUGGCCUGAAAAUUCGGCAUACGCCUCAACUUGGCACAUUCGUGCAAAAUCUUAGCAAGUGCCCUGUGAACUCCUAUGAAGAAAUCAAGGCCAAAUUAGACGAAGGCACAGCCAAUCGUACGGUUGGUGCUACAUUGAUGAAUGCAACGUCGUCCCGCGCUCAUACGGUUCUGCAAAUCUUUUUUCGUCAAGUAACUAUUGACUCAUCAUCAGGGGAACCAGUUUCACAAAAGCUCUCCGAAAUUAACCUGGUGGAUCUGGCAGGAAGCGAGCGGGCUGGCUCUACCGGGGCCACUGGAGACAGACUAAAAGAAGGAUGUGCUAUUAACCAGAGCCUUAGUGCGCUGGGUAACGUUAUAUCUGCACUUGCAGACAAAGCGGUUGGGAAGCUUAAGCCAGGACAGGUUGUACCUUACCGGGACUCGGCGCUAACGCGUAUAUUGCAAACAGCCCUCGGAGGCAACAGCAAAACAUGCAUGAUUGCUGCGCUUUCUCCCGCAUCUGUCAAUUACGAAGAAACCCUAAGCACCCUCCGUUAUGCAGACAGAGUUAAGCAAAUAAAGAAUAAUGCCGUGGUAAACGAAAAUCCUCUGGAAAAGCUCAUCAGGGAGUUGAGAGAAGAAAAUGAGCGGCUUAAAAAGGCUAUGGGUGGUGCCCAACCAGGCCCAGCAAGGGGCACCAAGCCAGAUCCGCUCAUGCUGGAUGCCAUACGGAAGCAGUAUGAAGAGGAGAUAGAGGCGAACAAGAGAGCAAUGGAGGAAAUGACAAUGUCCUGGCAGCAAAAGGUUGAGGAGGAAAAGAAAAGAGCAGCCGCUACGGGGAAACUAGAAGAGCAGAUAGAAUUAACUCUACCGACACUGCAGAAUCUAAAUGAAGAUCCGUUCCUUACUGGAAAGAUAGUGUGCGUGCUAAGAGUGGGAAUAAGUAGCUUUGGGAAAAUUGAAGGAGAGGAUGUCCCCACAUUCCGCAUUGGUGGCUUAGGAGUGGUGUCAGGACAUGCCACUGUAAGCUGCAAAAGAAUUCAAAAUGAUGCGGAAGAUCCAGAAGACAUUUCAUACAUUGUGCUCUUAAAGGCCACAGGUAAGACAAUGGUAAAUGGAAUGGAAAUGCAGGAAGGAGACGAGAGGCAGCUACAGCACAAAGACAGAAUUUUAUUCGGUCACAACAAUUUGUAUGUAUAUUUCGACCCAUUUGACAUGGACAAGUCUAUGCCUUUAUGGGAGGAGGCGAUGAAGGAGGUCAUGAAGGAUCAAAUGAGUGUAUAUGGCCCUCCACAGCAGAGCGAGGAAGACAAAGCAAAGGAAGAAAAGUUUCAUGACAUGCUUAGGCAACUGGAGCGUGGAAAGAAAGCCUUAAUGCAUGAGAGGCAGACUUUACUUAAAAGGCUAGAGCAGAAAGAACAGGAGCUACUAGCCAGUGGAGAGACACAAGAAGUCAUCCACGAGAAGCUACGUGCGCUACAGGAUGAAAAACGAGAGAUAGAGAGAGAGCUACAGAAGAAAGAGGAAGAAUUAAACGCAAGGGAACUAAUGAUAAAAAGGGAAAAGGCAGAGGACGACGCACGAAGAGAGGAAGAACGGGCGGCUCGAGUUGAAUUAGAGGAAGUAAUGACAAGAACAUCUUUAUUGGUGGAUGAGGCAAAUAUGAUAGCACAAGAGCUUGGAGUCGGUGCAUUCUUUUCCCCCAAGCUAACUGUACGGGGAGACGUAAUAGGAGGGGGCGCAAGAGGAACACUAGGAGGGACAGUAAUGCAGAGAUCUGAAAUAAUGAUCAGGGUGGAUAGAAUGGACUCAGACUUGACACAGCUCUGGCCUCUGGACCUAUUUGAAAGAAAGGUGUUUGAAAUGAGGGAAAUAUAUGCCAACUGGACACCUGAGCAUGGGAAGGCACUGACUUUACCAGAUGAAGUUGCGGAUCCGUUUGCACCAGAUCCCGAGUCGUACCAGGUAGUGGGGCAAGCGUACGUGUACCUCGAAACAAUCCGUAGCUUGUUGCCAAUUGAAAACGAGCCAUUUCCCAUCUUCGAUUGCAAGGGGCAGAAAAAAGGGAUCCUGAUCCUCUCCAUUGAUAUAAAAGUUGGGCCCCCAAGAACGGACUUGGAUGGGUACAAUGAACGGAUCAAAAAUAUUGAUGAUUUUGAUUCGGUUGAAGACGUGAGGGGCCGCGAGCUGACAAUUACUGUGUGUGUGCACUCCGCUACCAACUUACCCGAACGUUCCUGUCGCCAUCCGCAAGUAAUGUAUCGUUGGUUAGACGGGAUGACCGAAGUAUCUGCAGUUUCCCUUGAGGAGGCUAGCAGGGAUGUUGUGUUCAACAACACUAGGGAGUUCACUCUUAACGCCAACGAAGUUGCAUUUGAGUGGCUUUCCGGUGUGUUGGUAUUUGAAGUUAGCGGAAAAUUUGUAGACAAGGCGGCCAGGGGUAAGCAUGACCGUGCAACAGAGCUCAUGAAACUAGAAAAAGAACUAAGGGAAAAGGAAGUGUUACUCCAGAAAAUUGAUACCGCACUUAGGAUGCAGGGCAACUCGCUUGAAGAACUGCUGCAAAGCAUUCGCAAAGAACAGACAGAUACAGAGGUGUCGCCAGGAGAAAUGGAAGCAGAAGCGGAUAUGAAUGUUGAAAAUGACAGUGAACGGGCGAAUACAAAAAAUGACGACACGUAUACAACUCCCCCUGACUAUCAUGAAACAACCCAUAUUUACCAAGGAACGGUUGAGGAUGCGUUGGCUUCUGAGGAUGCACGAGACAUUUCUCCAUGCACGCUGAUCAGUGGAGAACAAAUGCAAGCAACAAUGGACCGCACAUCCGUGGUCCAUGCAUCAGCACUAGAGGAUGAGGCCAGCUCACUCAAUGAGGUCACCGAAGAACACCCUCGUGUUGAUGAGUCAUCUGCUUUAGAAGAAACGGCUGGAAGUUCCCAGGGUGAGCAGGAGUUGCAACAAGAAGAAAGCGUCGUGACACUGUCGGGAGUUCCAUACCAAGAUUCCCAACAAGAAACAGCAACCGAGCUGGCACACGAGGAUACUUAG
Cyclospora cayetanensis is the source of this 3546-nucleotide messenger RNA. RefSeq names its product kinesin-like protein KIF13A. The transcript is spliced from 11 exons. Bases 1 to 3546 code for a protein of 1181 amino acids. The record is from RefSeq and is a predicted model, not a curated record. Lineage: Eukaryota; Apicomplexa; Conoidasida; Eucoccidiorida; Eimeriidae. Gene Ontology annotation, biological process: mitotic spindle organization; microtubule-based movement. Gene Ontology annotation, molecular function: microtubule motor activity; ATP binding; microtubule binding.